Molecule: messenger RNA, 2837 nt
Organism: Varanus komodoensis (Komodo dragon)
Lineage: Eukaryota; Metazoa; Chordata; Lepidosauria; Squamata; Varanidae
Gene: FNDC5
Product: fibronectin type III domain containing 5
Exons: 6
Coding region: 1-663 (220 amino acids)
Biological process (GO): positive regulation of brown fat cell differentiation
Molecular function (GO): protein binding
Source: RefSeq, a predicted model, not a curated record
AUGGAUCGGCUGCUGCUCCUCGUGCAGGCGGCACUCCUGGCUUAUUUCACCGGGGCCAGCUUGUGUCUGGCCGAUCCAGACAGCCCUUCUGCUCCCGUCAACGUCACCGUCAAGCUCCUGAAGGCCAACUCCGCGGUGGUAACUUGGGAUGUCCUCGAAGAGGAAGUGGUCAUAGGAUUCGCCAUUUCCCAGCAGAAGAAGGAUGUGCGGAUGCUGCGCUUCAUCCAGGAGGUGAACACCACCACCCGCUCGUGCUCCCUCUGGGACCUGGAGGAAGACACGGAGUACAUCGUCCACGUGCAGUCCAUCAGCAUCCAAGGGCAGAGUCCGGCCAGUGAGCCCGUGCACUUCAAGACCCCCCGGGAGGCUGAGAAACUGACCUCCAAGAACAAAGAUGAGGUGACAAUGAAGGAGAUGGGGGAGAAAAAUCAGCAGCUGCGAGCCGGAGAGAUCCUCAUCAUCGUGGUGGUGCUGUUCAUGUGGGCAGGGGUGAUCGCCCUCUUCUGCAGACAGUACGAUAUCAUAAAGGACAAUGAGCCAAACAACAAUAAGGAGAAAGCCAAGAGUACAUCUGAAAACAGCACCCCGGAGCACCAGAGUGGAGGGCUCCUGCGCAGCAAGUUUCCCAAAAACAAGCCUUCAGUGAACAUCAUUGAAGCAUGACAGCCUGGUGGAUGGACUCCAUUUCUCCUUCCUGCGCUCACUUUCGGUUUCCCCCUCCAAGACUGGGCAACUGAAGAGGUGAAACAUUGCAGGAGCUGUUUGGAAAGCGUCCUGCUUGGGCUGCAGAUUGCAGGUUCCAGUGGCUCCAUUUCUGCCCUGGAGAAAAAGAAGCCCCUGAACCCAAACCAACGUGGAUCAAAAGAAGGACAAAUAUAUAUUGCAGCUGCAUAUCGAGAAUGGAACAUUUCCACCAAAAUCAUCCCGAUGAUGACUUGGGGCCCAUCUUGACUUCUUGAACUGUGCUGUGCUGUACUCAAACAUCUGGCCAUUCGUUGAUGGAGCUAGCAGGGGUGCCAUCUUGCACCUUGACUGUCUCUUGCCAUCUCGUCCUACAAUCUUAAUCUCCACAAAAACGUUUCAUUUCAUUGCUGGUUUGCUUUCUGCUCACUGCAGCUCAGUUUUUCAGUAGGAGAUGCUGUCCUGGUUUCCAGAUGCCAACUGGCUGCAUCUCUCCUCUUCAUGAGAACCCCGAGAACACCACUUUCCUUCAACCACAAGCCAAACAAGGACUUUAGCUCUCAGUUCCAGGCUCUCAGUCUUGCUGUUUGUGUGUCAAACACAAACAAUUUGCGGGGAUUUGAUCUUUUUUCUUUAAAAAACAGAAGCACAUAAGCUAUUCCACCUGGGUUCUCUGGACUCCACUAGCUGCUUAUUAUAGGUUAUUUUGAGUUGUUGAGUUUCCUGUUUUCCUCCCUAGUUUGGCGUGUUGUGCAUUGUUUUACCUAACAGAGAAUGCAAAAAAAGAAGAAAAUCCCUCCAGCUCUACAGAACAGCAAAGUCCAACUUUACUCAUAGCCACAAAGCAAAGCAUCUACAGCAUUCCCAGGGGCUGGGAGGGCUGCUCAGUGCCCUGCCUACACCACAGAUCUAGGUCAGUUUUAUCCCACUUCCACUUCCUUGGCUUCUUCUGGAGAAUCCUGGAAAUUUUAGUUUGGGGAGGUGCAGAAAACGAGAGCUUUUCUUCAGGAGGCACUGAUCACGUGCUCGUCCUUCCCUGCUCACAGCUGUUUCCAGGUUCUGUAGAUAACAUUGGGAGCCUCCAGUUUCAUUUUUGUGUCCACUGAGCACUUUUGGUGAGUUUUUUGCAAUAGGAAGAAUGCUGCAUUUAAUUAUGAAAAUAGGAAAGAAAGAGCUUUUUCACUUGCUCAUUGCCAUUAUUUCGCUAUACAAAAGUGCCACCUAGAAGUUACACAGCAGAAAAGCCAGAAGGAAAAUGCUUGAAGUGGUCCUCAGGGGGCGGUUCCGUGGUGAACCCAAAGGAGAUCUGUUGCAUUCACAGGCAGAAGACGAGCCCCACUGGGUCAGGCCAGGGGCGCCUCUCCAGCGCUCCUCCUCCCCCCAUUGGCCAAGUGGAUGCUCCUGGGAAGCUUGCAGGCCGCCCUCGUUUGUCCCUGGCCGGUCGCCCUCUGAGCAGCAGCCGUCGUUGGGUCAACGCCCGAUGACCGCCUGCAGUCCCUUUUUAGGCCCUCUAGGCUGGGGGCCAUCAUGAAGUCUUGUGGCUCUGUCCAGCCAAAGGGCCCAUUUAGCGAAGAAGCCUUUCUCCUUGACAGCCUGGAGUGUACUGCCGCUUUUUGGAGGACCCUCCAUCCUUCUGUGCCAAGAGUGGCACGCCAAGCCCCUUCCUCACAGAGCCACCGCCCGUGUUCCCCGUACGGCAUCGUUUCUUCCUGGCAUUUCGAGUCAGCAAAGAGGUCCGAUGUCGCCGCCCCAGCAGCUUGAUCCAUCUGCAAACCACACCAUGGCCCCAGCUUAAUCCUGGCCAUCCUGCGGUCCCCCAAAGUGAGCUGUGGUUACUCUGCAGCGGCUUGCACCAAGAGGUGGGCCGUUUGCUGUGGACCGCAUGUGAAUGCGGAAGAGACCUGUGGAGGCCAAAGCCCCAGAACAGAGCUGAAAUUGUUUUGUGCAGAAAGACUUUCAAGUAAAAUCUCACUCAACUUUGCUGCAAAAGUUCAAGCAAAUUGAAUGGGUCCUGUGGGAUAUAGAAUAGCGUGUUACUGGGGAGGGUGUAAAAUUCAAAAUCUGUCAUUACUUAAUGUCACUGCCUUAACGUGUCUUUCCAGCGAGUCUUAUUAUGUUUUUUUAAUCCCUUAAAAUUGACUUCUACAAAAUCAAAA